CAUCAUCAACGGCAGAUAAACACCAAAGAGGGAGAUGAGGAAAUGAUUUGAGAAUCAACCAAAACAACAAGAUCCUCAUCGUCACUUCCCAAGACCAAACAAUGUCAGUUUAUCCAGUCCAUCGAUAUUGACAAGUGACAAGCAAUGGGGAGUACCUCGUCGAUGCUAACUCAGUAUGACAUUGAAGAAGUACAGGAACACUGCCACAAUCUAUUUUCCCAGCAAGAAAUUGUAUCCUUGUAUAAAAGAUUUUGUCAGCUUGAUCGGAAUGCUAAGGGUUUCAUCUCAGCUGACGAAUUCUUAUCGGUACCUGAGUUAGCUACGAAUCCAAUCUCUCAGAGGCUUCUUAAGAUGGUGGAAGGUUUGAACUUUAAGGACUUUGUGGCUUUCUUGUCAGUGUUUAGUGCUAGAGCUACGAUGCAGCAGAAAAUUGAAUGUAUUUUCAAGGUGUAUGAUUCAGACCGCAAUGGAAAGGUGUCUUUCAAUGAUAUAUUAGAAGUACUCCGGGAUUUGUCUGGUUCAUUUAUGUCUGACGAGCAAAGAGAGAAAGUAUUGAUCCAAGUCUUACAAGAAUCAGGAUAUUCAAGGGGAUAUUCUUUGACAUUAGAUGACUUCAGCAAGGUUCUUGGCGGUCAUGGCCUUAAAAUGGAGGUCGAGGUGCCAAUCGAUUAAGUUCAGCUGGUCUUUUCUUAGGUAAUUUAGCUUGGUUUCACCCCCCCCCC
This is a messenger RNA of Argentina anserina (silverweed cinquefoil), 722 nucleotides long. RefSeq lists its product as uncharacterized. Lineage: Eukaryota; Viridiplantae; Streptophyta; Magnoliopsida; Rosales; Rosaceae. Gene Ontology annotation, molecular function: calcium ion binding. The record is from RefSeq and is a predicted model, not a curated record. The coding region runs from base 145 to 672 and encodes 175 amino acids. The transcript is spliced from 7 exons.